CACAACGAGUAGACGCCGGAGGCAUAAGUUACAGAGCAACAAUGCGGCUCGCCGACGCCCGCUCCGUCCUCGUCCUCCUCGUCGCCGUCGUCCUGGUGACCACUUCCGUACCGGCGUGCCAUGCCACUAACAACAUCACCGCCAUCCUCUCCGGGCGCCGGGACCUCGCCGAGUUCAGCAGCGAGCUCACGGCCACGGGCCUCGCGGACGACAUCAACGGCCGCAACACGAUCACGGUCCUCGCCGUGGACGACGCCCACAUGGCGCAACUGAAGGCGCGCAACCUCCCGCGUGAAGUGCUGCGCCACGUGCUCUCUCUCCAUGUCCUCGUCGAUUUCUACGACGACGCCAAGCUGCACCACCUCCCCGGCGGCUCCGCGGACGUGUCCACCCUGUUCCAGGCCUCGGGCGACGCGCCGGGGAGCGCCGGCAUGGUGAAGAUCGCCGAGCGCCGGGGCGGGCGCGUGGCCUUCGUGCCUCAGGACGUCGGCGACGCGCGGGCCACCGUGUUCUACGUCAGGUCCGUGCACGAGACGCCGUACAACAUUUCGGUGCUGCAGGUGAGUGGGGUGAUCUCGUCCCCGGCGGCCGAGUCGCCCGCGUCGCCGGAGUCAAGGCACAACGUCUCGGAUGUCAUGUCCAAGAACGGGUGCGGGCGCUUCGCCGGCCUCGUCGCCGCCACGGCCGACGCUGCCGCGACGUACGAUAAGAGCGUCAACGACGGCUUCACGGUCUUCUGCCCGGCGGACAAGGCGGUGGAAGCGUUCGAGCCAACGUUCAAGAAGAUCACAGCCGACGCCCGGCUCGCGGUGGUGCUGUACCAUGGCGUGCAGGGGCACUACUCCCUGCAGGCUCUCAAGGCGAACAACGAUGACUUGAGCACGCUGGCCACGGACGGGGACGAGGACAAUGUCGACCUCGCGGUGCGACACAUCAACGACACGGUGACGCUGCUGUCCGCGACGCGGAAGGCGGCCAGGGUCACCCGCAUGCUCAUGGACGCGGACCCCUUCGCCGUCUACAUGAUCGACGCGGUGCUGGUGCCAUAUAACUUAACGGCGCGAGCACCGGCGCCGCCGGAACACGGUCUAUCCGAUGCCGAUGGGCCUUCGGGCCGCAAAGACGGUGGAGAUGGUCAUCAGACGAGUGGCGCGAGCGGUUGCCUAUGGCGCCGAUUGGUUGCUUCACCGCUUCUGUUCACUCUGUUGGCAGCGUUUGCGUCUGGAUGAGAGAUCGGUUGGUUGGUUCACCGUCGAUUGCUACUAGGUUGUGUGUGUAUUCCAUCUCUGCUCGAGUUCUCGUCGAUUCUGUGUCAAUCUUAUUGGGGAUUUCAUGAGUGAUUGUUAAGUUCUAGAUGCAUUGGUUUGCAGUAGAGCGUUUGAUCUAUCAUCUUUACAUGCAAACAAUCUGUGUUGGCCACCAAAUCCAGAUCUUGUGAUAUUAUGAUCU
Molecule: messenger RNA, 1449 nt
Organism: Phragmites australis (common reed)
Lineage: Eukaryota; Viridiplantae; Streptophyta; Magnoliopsida; Poales; Poaceae
Product: fasciclin-like arabinogalactan protein 1
Exons: 1
Coding region: 42-1229 (395 amino acids)
Cellular component (GO): plasma membrane
Source: RefSeq, a predicted model, not a curated record